Colletes gigas is the source of this 5246-nucleotide messenger RNA. RefSeq names its product transport and Golgi organization protein 1 (gene Tango1). The transcript has 18 exons. The record is from RefSeq and is a predicted model, not a curated record. The coding region runs from base 57 to 4883 and encodes 1608 amino acids. Gene Ontology annotation, molecular function: protein binding. Lineage: Eukaryota; Metazoa; Arthropoda; Insecta; Hymenoptera; Colletidae.
UGUGCGUCUAAGGCUUUUAUGUUAGUAGUGAUGUGGAGCUUUGCAAUAGUGGAAAUAUGACGAAAAGAAAUUUGUUUAUUAAUGUAGUAUUUCUACUUAUUGUAAUAAUAUUUAGUGCAAUAUCACCAUGUUUGUCUACUUUGUCGAACGAACGAUUAUGUUAUGACCAAGAAUGUUCCGUGCCUAUUUCGCUGGCCAGAACGACGAUCCAAUAUCAUGCAAAAGAAGCAGAGUUGUUAUCAUUUGACAUUAAUGCAGAAGUCACAGUUUAUAGUAAAGAUGCAGGCAACAGAACUGACUUAUGGGGUGUAGAGAUAAAUGGUAAACGUGGAUAUGCGCCAAAAAAUUUUUUGAGAGAAUAUAAAAUUUUAAAAAAAGAUUUGUCAUUCAAAGUGCCUAUUAAACAAUUAUCUAUUAAUAAUGAUAACUCUGAUAAAAUAAUUCAGCCUAAGGAGGAUAAUGUUAAGUUAAAGUCUAUCAAUGAUGAUACCAAGGCUUCGCAUGCUCAGACCGAUAAUUUGAAUGUAGAGUCUACGAAAGAACUGUCGAAUAAUAUAACUGUUCCAUAUGAAAUUAUAAAUGAAACUACAUUGCAUUUAGAUGAUAAUGAAUCCCUUACGCAAGAAAAUUUUGGAACAGAAGUUGAUCAAACAGUGGAUGUGCCAAAUGUAAACAAUGUAGUUGAUACUUCGGUAGCAAGUUCUAGUAACAAAGAAGUUGAUAAAACUAUUUUUACAGACGAUAAUAAAUUACCAAAAGAAAUUCUGAAUGAUGAAAAGAUUAUUUCUCAGGAAGCUAAUGUUAAAGAUUUUGUGACAAGCUCUGAGAAAAUAUUAAAUUUACCACAAAUAAUUGGAUUAGGAACUCCACUAAAAUCAAUGGAAACAAACGCAAAUAUAAACAGUAAUAAUAUUCAACAAACCACAGAGAAUAACACAAUAGAAGUGAAAAAUGUACAAUCUCCAAAGGAUCUUAAUGAGAAUAAUAACCCAGAAGUACCUACACUUAAUAAUGGUGAAGAAGUAAUUAACAAAGAUGUUUCAGACGGUAACAAUGAUGCUAAAGCAGUUGAAUCAAACAAAAAUAAUAAUAAUGAUUCAAAUGAAAAAGUUGUAAGUAAGGAUACUAAAGUAACUGCAAAAAUUACACAAAAUACAGUUACGAUAAAUGAUGCCACUAAAAUAAAAGAUGUCCAUUCUUUGGAAAAUCCUAAUUUAGUAGAAACAGAACAUAUUAAAUUGGAAAAGACCACUGAAACUUCUGAAAAAAGGUUAAGUAAACCUGAUACAGAUAAACACAAUUCAUCUUUGUUGCAAUCGAAUAUGCAAGACAAAACAGAAGGAACAUUAUUUUCUAAUAAUAUUGAUGAAGUUACAGAUAAACAAAUACUUGACAACAUUCCACAAACUACACUUGACGCAUCAAAUUUAACAGACUAUUCUAAUGUUACUGAAGUUCAACAAAAUUUAAAUACGAAUCCUGAAGAAAAUAGUAAUAUUGUUACCAGUAACAAUGAUGGUUUUAAAGUUCGAAGUAUAUCUCCUGAUACACCAACAGCUUCAACUACUUCACAGAUCAUAGAUGCGAAUCUUAAAGAAAAUGGUAGUAACAGUAUUAUUAACAGUGAAGAUGAAAGUAAAAUUUCUUCUGAUACAGCAACAACUUCGCCUACUUCUCAGGACACAAGUAUGAAUCUUAAAGAAAAUAAUGACGUCAAUACUAAUGAAGAUACCUAUAAAGACAAAGAUAAAAUACCUUCUGAUACACCAACAGCUUCAACUGCUUCUCAGAUCAUAGAUGCGAAUCUUAAAGAAAAUGGUAGUAACAGUAUUAUUAACAGUGAAGAUGAAAGUAAAAUUUCUUCUGAUACAGCAACAACUUCGCCUACUUCUCAGGACACAAGUAUGAAUCUUAAAGAAAAUAAUGACGUCAAUACUAAUGAAGAUACCUAUAAAGACAAAGAUAAAAUACCUUCCGAAACACCAACAGCUUCAACUGCUUCUCAGAUCAUAGAUGCGAAUCUUAAAGAAAAUGGUAGUAACAGUAUUAUUAACAGUGAAGAUGAAAGUAAAAUUUCUUCUGAUACAGCAACAACUUCGCCUACUUCUCAGGACACAAGUAUGAAUCUUAAAGAAAAUAAUGACGUCAAUACUAAUGAAGAUACCUAUAAAGACAAAGAUAAAAUACCUUCUGAUACACCAACAGCUUCAACUGCUUCUCAGAUCAUAGAUGCGAAUCUUAAAGAAAAUGGUAGUAACAGUAUCAUUAAUAGUGAAGAUGAAGGUAAAAUCUCUACUAAUACAGUAUCAGUUUUAGCUACUUCUCAGGAUACAAAUAUGAAUCUUAAAGAAAAUAGUAAUGUCAAUAUUGUUACCAGUGAAGGAAAUCGUGAUAAAAAGUUGCAACAGGAUAUAGUGCAAGAUAUGCAAUAUGAACUUGCUGAAGAAAAUAAUAUUUUACAAAAUGAUAUAAAUGUACGCAUUGCAAAUGAUAACAAUGGCUCCCAUUCCAUUGAAGUACCUUCUGCAUUAAAUGAGCUCCAUCCCCCUCAAGGUGAAGAGUCUAAUAAAAAUCCACCAGGAUUACAAUUAGCUAAUGAAGAAAGUGUAAUUAAUGAGUUUGAUAACAGAAAUUUAUUGGAUGCAGACUUGAACGAACAAAUCGAAAAUGACAAUGUGGUGCAAAAUGAAGUUGAAGAUCUCAAGGAUGAAGCUUUAUUUGAACAUAGUGAUGAGACAAAUGACCAGAAUAACGAUUUUUCUGAAAAGUCUGAUACCGAGGAUUUUGCCAUUACAAAAGAAACUACGUUGGAAAAUGUUUUACACGAAGCACAAGAAGCUUCUCCCCCUGACGUUUGUGCAAUUGAUAAUGCUGGAUGUUCCACUGAUGAUAGUACACAAAACUAUUUUAGUAAUUCCGAUGGAACUUCUCAAAAUCAUGAAAAUGUUAUAACGGAAGGAAUAAAAGUCGAAAACAGUUACUGGUUGACGUUGAUGUAUUUAAGUGUUACCGUGACAGCAACACUUAUAUUUUCUUUGGGGUACUAUUACAUCGAGAAUAUGAGGAGAGAUCGACAACUGAUAGCUAAAAUUAAUAAACUUGAAAAAGAUCUACUAAUUUCAUUAAAGGAAUGCACGAUGUUGAAUGAAAAUUUAAAGACAACAAAAGAUAAGUUGAUUUCCAUUGAAGAUGAAUCAUUUGGAUCCAAUGAAAUGGUAUCUUCAUUAAAGGCUGACUUAGAAGCUAUGCGGAAUUCGAAAGCAGAACUAGAAGAACAUGUUGCUAUGGUAGAAAAAGAUUUAGAAAGUGCUACUGAGGCAGGAUUAGAAUUAGAACGAAUGCUGCGAGAAGUUCUUUCAUCAGAUAAUGAAGUUAACCCAUUAGCUCAGUCAGUGGAAAAUCUACAAACAAGAUUGAAUGCUCAACAAGCUGCAAAUGAAUCCUUAACGAAUGCCCUAAAUCUUAAAACUCAAGAGCUUGAAUUUGAUAAACUUGAGAACGAAUCUUUAUCAACAGAACUUGCAUCUUUUAAGAAAAAAUACGAAGAACUUGAAGUUGAGCUUGUUCGAGUAACGGAAAAUCUGUCGCUUGAAAUUAAGAGUAAAAAUAGUAUAGAGCAAACGUUGUCUGAUAAGGUACAGCAAUUAGAAAUGCAAAUCAAAGAAAUUUCUACUGAAAAAGUAGCCUUACAGAAAGAGUUGAAAGGUAAAGAAGUAGAAACAAAAGACCUUCUGGACGUUAUAAAUCGACUGAAUUCUAAUAGCUUGGAUUUGGAUAAGUUAUAUGAUGUAUCUCACAUUAAAGCAGAAGCAAUUACUUUACUCGAAGAACGAAAUGAAUUACAAAUACAACUAACCGAGAUCGAGGGUGCUCACAGUUUACUAGAAGAACAUGUGAAAGUUAUCAAAGAAGAGGUUGCUACUUUGAGCGAACAAUGCAAGGUGGCAGAAAAGGAGAAAAAAGAUGCGGAAACGCGACUCGAAGUACUGUCAAAUUUUUUUCAAGAAAAGGAAGCCCAAAGACAAAAGGAAGAAGCUAUUUGGUUGCAACAGCAGGGUGAAGUUGUAUCCACUGUAGAAAGAAUACAAACGAUGCAAAAUGAAAUACAAAACUAUAAACAACAAAUAGAAAUGUUGAAACGUGAAAUAUUGGAUCAGGAGAGGGAAUAUAAAAAUCAAAUUUCUCUUCUUGAAACCAAAGCACACGAACAAUGGGUGGUAGCGCGUCAAGUUGAGCGUCGUUUAGAAGAAUCCAAAGUUGAAGCGGGACAAUUGCGUAACCGGCUAACCCUAAUAGAAAAGAAUAUUAACGAAGCGGACUCUGAAGCAAAAUUACAACGCCUGGAAGCGAACAGGGAAAUGGCAACGUCGCCUCCAUUAUUCAUGGGAGCAGAGUCAUCCAACUCUAUAAUGUUUUCUGGUUCUUCGAGUGUUCCCCCUCCGCCGCCACCUUCCUAUUUACAUUCACGUUUCCCUCCGUAUUUACCACCUUUGCCACCCAUUGCGUCUGGUGUACCGCCGUACAAAGUUGGCGAACGACCACCGCCAUUGGGUGGCCGGUUAUCCUCGCCACCGCCUAUGCCUCUGCACCCUCCUGCUUCCAGUAGGUACGACAAUGCGGGUUGUCCACCACCGAUGUCUCCACACUUAUUCCCACCGUUUAAUCAUAGAUCAUCUCCACCUCCGUUCAGUAGCGUUCAUAUUCGUCCACCUCCUCCACCUCCUGGCUCGAUAUUGCCGCCAUCAUGGAGGGGUGAAUCACUGCCGCCUCCACACAAUUUCGGUAUUCAUCCGCCGCAGCGAGAACGAGUACGAAAUCACAAAGGUUCCUUGUAUUCUUCAGGAGAGUCGUUGGACGAGACACAUCAUACCAACAAAGAUUAAUUCUUUUAUUUUGUUACAAACCAUCAUCGUGCAUACAUCAAAUUUGUCACUGUAGUAAUGAAAUUCUCAAUUAUAAAAACCAUCGAUAAAUAAUUAACAGUGAUGCAGAGUAUAUUAAUGCUAGUAGGAAAACCAGCAAUUAUCUUUUGGUGAAAUAGGAGUCGUGCAUUUUGAGAUAGUAUUUAUCAAAUGUGAUAAAUGCAUACUUAGUUUGCUAAUACAAAUACGUCUAUCAAAUGUCACCACUGUUACAUAAAAGAAAAAGAAAAACGAAUUGUAAAAAUGUUUCUUUAUAUAGUUAUAUAUAAAUUUUUUUGUUCAAGUGUAAAACUAAUAUGUAUAUGUCUUCGUAAAUCAUUCAAA